GUUUGAUGCUGUUAUGCCGUAGUGCCUGUCUGGUGACAGUAGAGCGUGGAAUAUAUCUCAUACCCGAGUCGCUGAAAUGGAAAUAUUUAGCUUUGCCGCCUUCCCCUUAGUUACUGUAUUAACACUAGUGAUAGGCCCAGUCCUUGGUUACCCUGAGUACGUGAAAGAGAUUCCGAAUGGGGAUAAAGUUCCGGAUCCCUGUAGAAAAGAUAAAUUAUGGAAAGGUGUGGGGCAUAUUAACACUAAGGGCGGAGGGCAGAGGAACCCAUUUGGCAAAAUAUUUGCUGAGAACGGAAAAACCUGGGCCGGGAUUGUCUGUGACUCGGAUUCUGAUGGGGAUGGAAUCACUAACGGGGCAGAGCUGGGGGACCCAGACUGUGAGUGGAGUAAAGGCCAGACGCCGAGCCAAACACAUAACAUAACGCACCCAGGCAUCUGUGAGCCGCUGAGUAGCGAGCAUUGCAAGAAGAAGAACUCAUGGUUGACCUGUCCAGAGGCAGAGCCGGAAACGGAUCCCUUCUGUCCGGAGUUCUCCCAACCAGAUGUAAAGACCGUGGAUCUUAACCUGAAAAGAACGAGAGUCCCCUCAAAAAGCAGCACCUGGAUGUGUCAGAUUCUGCAAUGGCCGUCAGAAGGGGACUAUCACGUGAUCGGGAGCAAGCCUCUUAUUGACAACAGUGACGUCGCUCACCACGUGGUUGCCUUCGGUUGUUCAGGAGACGUCGAGAUGAGGGAAGGUCCCUUUGAAUGUAAAAUGACCCCAGACAAACAAUGUCUGGAUAUUCUUCUAACGUGGACCAUGGGGUCAAAGGGUGAAUGCUUACACAAGAACGAGGGAUUCCGAGUGGGCAAAAAUGGCUACAAAUAUAUCGCUGUACAGGUUCAUUGGAAUAACCCAGGCCAGAAAACAGGUCACGAAGACGGUUCGGGAUUACAGAUUUUCUACACUAGUAACAAGCGUCAAUUUGACUCCGUCAUUAUGGCCGUGGGUCAGCAGUACCUGGCUAUUCCGCCUAACACCCCCAGCAUAGAGUUUAAUUCUACCUGCCCAGCCUUUUGUACAGAAAACAUGUUCCAGAAGCCUAUCUUCAUCACCAGAGCUGUCAACCACAUGCACUUACUUGGAAUAAAGCAGAAAGUCAGUAUUUACAGAGACGGGGAGAUCCUCAAAGAAUUAACCAACGAUAAGGAAUACGACUAUAACUCGCCAACCUUUUACAGGUUUGAUCCACCUAUUGAAGUUAGGCCUGGAGAUGAAAUCCGUACCACAUGCACCUACUCCAGUGUAGGAAUCAAUAGAACUACUUUUUACGGAGACAGUGUGACGGACGAGAUGUGCUUCGGUUUUUUGACCUAUUACCCUCAGCAGAAUUCAUACACACAAUUCUGUACAUCAUUCAAGAAUGUUCUUCUCUGCAAACGCUAUCUUCCACGUCUCCAAGGUGUUUAUGAUAACUGUUCAUGGAGAGCUUUCAGGUCAGGACAGGACAAAGUAGAGAUGGAAAUUACAAAGCAACUGAAAUCAGAGUGUGGCAAUAAGACCACGUGUUCCAGGGCAUGCGCAGAUGCAGUGGAAGCAAUGGCUAGGCAUCCAUGUUUGCAAGGCGAUAUUCAAGGUUACAUUAUAGAACAUUGGUCAAUGCGGGAAGAGUUUCAGAAAUACACUGAAAUGUGUAAGGAGAAAACCUCAGUAACAGGUGCAAACAAAUCUGGUUACAACAGUGCAAACUGUCAUAAAACAAACAGUGUCCUGUUAUCGAUAAUAUCUCUAUUGGUAUACGCCUUAGUACAUAGAUAGGGAAAAAAUAACUAGUACUUGCUUAAACAAGAAGUUCAUGUAUGAGAAAAAUCUUCAAUACUGGAAGAAAUAGGGUAGAGAGCCUUUAACUUAUUUGCCAUCUUAAAAUAAAAUUAGAGAUUCUGUGAUUCUUACAAAAUUUACAUUGGGGUAAUAACUUACGCCAUAGAAUGAUAUUGAAGUCCGUUGUUUGUUGUCGAAUCCAUAGUAUCGUGCAAUCAGAUAUUGUGACCAGUAAUCAAACCAAGGACCAAUCCUUUCAUUUUUUUUAUAUAUGUUAAGGAAGUUUUCAUCGGCAGCCAUAUACCUGUAAGUGUGAUAUGAAGUUUCCGAUACAGCAAAGAAAAUCCACCUUUCUGAGUCUAUCCCUUUAGAUUUGAAUUCAAAAGUUAUUUUGCUAUGUUUAUAUAUUGAAUUUCUGAGCAUUGUUAACUUUUUUUAAAGUAGUACUAAAGAGAGUUAUUAGAAACAUCAAUUAUGUUUUGACAUUUUAGAUACGCUUUGUCUUGAAAAUCUUGAUUACAAGAUUCGUCGAAAUGAUAUACAUGUAUAAAGAUUCUGUUUUCAAUUUCCCUUCUAGCAUUUAUUUUCUCUGACAAUGGAAAUUUUUUCUAAUUUCCAUAAUGAUAUAUUUCUCGGUAUGAAUGGAAUAAGUGCUUUUGUAUGUACAUGUACAUUUGUACAUAUUUUCAACUGUGAACGAAUGCUUGUGAACUCAUUUCUAUAGACAUUGUACAUAUCAUUCCAUUCCUGCAAUGAAUAAGAGGUAGUUUUAUCAGCUAUGGUUAUAUCUGUAUAUCGAGUGAUUUUUACCAUUCUCUGAAAUUGAUACUCAUUCGACACUGAACAUUCUUUAUUGCGACUUUUUAAUAACCAUUUUUAUUUUAAUAAUAACUAUUUUUCACAACUCAUUUUCAAUGUUACAAGAUCUAUAUAACACGAAAGUUUUAUAUAAAAACAAUCUAAAAUUGAUAAAUUUGGUUUGAAGAUCUUUCAAUGACUUUAGACAACUGACAAGACACUUGAUAUACUGCCUGGAGAUCAGACAUCCCGAUAAGGAUUUGCCUAUUAUAAUUUUUCCAUAGUAUUCCUAAUCUUACUGUAGCACUUUCUGUAGUCCUUUUGUUAUGUAAUACAUCUGGAGAAUAAAUAUUGUCUAUAUUAACAUUAAACAAGGUUCAUAGAUAAUUAAGUAAUAAUGUAUAAAUAUAUGUAUUAUUCCGCUAACGUCAUGUUUAUUUUGAGAUGAGGAAAUCACAUAUCGAACAACAUAAAACGAGAGAUAAGGAACAUUGAUAUAGAUACAUGUUCACAAAUGCUGAUUAUAAAAGCAUGUACUUAAUAAGGGUAAAUAAUUUUAAAUGUAUUUACUAUUCAUUUACGUGUGUUCAUUUGUAAAGACGUUUAAAUGACUCUUUGCUACUGUAUUUAUUAGUGUAUGUGAAUGCAAUGCAAAUGUAUUCUUGUUGGAGUGCAUGAAAUUUCAAAUAAAUUUGUAUUAUUUUA
Saccostrea echinata is the source of this 3304-nucleotide messenger RNA. Its product is annotated as tyramine beta-hydroxylase-like. The transcript is spliced from 9 exons. Bases 77 to 1798 code for a protein of 573 amino acids. Lineage: Eukaryota; Metazoa; Mollusca; Bivalvia; Ostreida; Ostreidae. The record is from RefSeq and is a predicted model, not a curated record. Gene Ontology annotation, molecular function: dopamine beta-monooxygenase activity; copper ion binding.